Scophthalmus maximus (turbot) is the source of this 1629-nucleotide messenger RNA. Its product is annotated as myeloid-associated differentiation marker-like protein 2. Gene Ontology annotation, cellular component: membrane. The coding region runs from base 77 to 973 and encodes 298 amino acids. The record is from RefSeq and is a predicted model, not a curated record. NCBI's taxonomy places the organism in Eukaryota, Metazoa, Chordata, Actinopteri, Pleuronectiformes, Scophthalmidae. The transcript has a single exon.
UUUCGUAGACUAAAGGGAAAGUGGAGGGGAACGUACAUUACAAGCACAUUUCAACUUCUCCUCAGCACGUUCAGAGAUGGGAAUAAUCGAUGAUGUUAAGGACACAUUGUCCAAGGCGGCAUUUUCCCCAUCCACUCUGCUCUCCGGACGAGGUGGGCUGCACAUGGCUCAGAUCAUUUUGUCUCUGCUCACCUUUCUCCUGGCUGCCUUCAGAGGAGGGAGCACCCAUACCUACUGGAACUAUGCUAUGUUCACCUGGGCCUUCUGCCCAAUCAUGACCCUCAUCAUCACCGUCAUUGAAAUGUUUAAGCUCGAUGUCAUUCUCAACAUGUUUUGCAUGGACUGGUCCGACUUCACCACGGGGAUGGCCAUGUCCUCCACACUCAUGACUGUCUCUGUUGCUAUUACCUAUGCCAACUUCUACGCCUGCCUGAAAUGUCUGUAUGGCUUGAUAGUGAGUGCAUGUGCUUUCUUGUGUGCGUUUGUCUACACACUUGAAGUGGUGAAGGACAAAUUCCUGGACAAGAAGAAGGGGACUUACUUGGCCAUUCUGCCUGGAUUCUUGAAAGUUAUGGAGGCCUUUGUGAGCUGCAUUAUUUUUAUAUCACUGACUGGUUACAGAGACAGCCCAGCUCUGAUCAUGUGUGUUAUAGCAUAUGUCAUUCCCUUCCCCAUCCUCCCUGUCAUCAUAGCUACCAACAUCCUCAAGAAACUGAAGAAAUGUUUGCCUUUUAACUUGGACAGGUUUGUGUUUAUAUUCUUGGUGAUCUCUGUUUUGCUGUAUAUCUUUGCUGCUAUCGUGUGGCCCAUAUUUAUGUUCAGAAAGAACCCUCGUCCCAGCGACUGUCCACCCAGCUUCUGUGUCUGGGCCAUUCAGUUCAUGGUGGCGUUCAUGACCUAUGUGAAUCUCAUUCUUUUCACCCUGGACCUCAUUUUUACCUUGCUUGGGAUAUGUGGCUUUCAUCGCACAUGAAUUUAGUGGUGACUUUCAAAUCAAAUCAUCUUUUUAAGACUAUUAAUUAUGCUGUAACAUGCUGUUUUCAAUGCAGAAAAUUGUGUAUUUUUCCAAAUGGACCCACAAUCAGAUUAAACACACAACAGAACAUAAAAGUGACAAAAAAAAAUUAAACUUUUUAGAGCAAUAAGGUUUGUAGUUGCAGUCUUUCCUACAGCAUAUUCUGCAUCAUUCAAGAUUUUGAAUAUUAAACUGUUCAGUAUUGUAUUGUCCAGUUUAUGUAAGCAUUAUUGUACAGUAUAAUGUGUGCUGAAACCUAAAAAUACGUGUAAUUUUCCAUUUUUAUACUCCCUAAUGUGUUGGUCUGUAUUUAGAGUAAAUUUGAAAUUUGAGUUUAUGGCACAGCCAAUUAAUAGUAGUAGUAAAAGUUGUACCAUGAAUGUCUGUUGGAAAAUGAUUUUACACUUGAAUGAACACACCCGAGUGUCCUGGGUUGAAAGGCAGAAUACCAAAUGUAUUCUGCACAGUGCAUUGCAGUAUAUGAGUGUUUAGAUAAGAUGAAAUGUUGUGCACAGCUGACAAGUUAUGAACAGAUAAAUGUAACAACAUAUAGAAAAUGUGCCUUUUUAUUCUUGGGUGAAAUGAUCUCUUUAAAAUAAAGAAAAGAAAAGUUG